Molecule: messenger RNA, 2696 nt
Organism: Paramormyrops kingsleyae
Lineage: Eukaryota; Metazoa; Chordata; Actinopteri; Osteoglossiformes; Mormyridae
Source: RefSeq, a predicted model, not a curated record
UUGCAGGUACUGUACGUAUACAUGUCCCUGUGCCCUACAACUCGGAAACAACCCAUGAAGUCCAUUCGGCUGGUAGGAGUACCGUAGGCAGUCAAAUGCGCUUGACCGACGUCAGAAUCGACAAAUUAAACUGCAGAACGAUGAACAAAUACCCGAGGGACCAAUCCGCUUCUUUCAAGCUGCUAAAGGCAUGACCUGGAUAUAAAAAUCACUGUUAUUGCUGAGUGUGAACUGUCCGCGUAUUAUUAUGCUGGCCUAGGCAAAUAAUCUUUAUGCAGCAGAAAUCUGAAAGAAGGAUCGAAGUAUUGCUUCACAAUGGGUAGCGAAGAGGAUUUCAGAUUUGCUGAAGUUUUCUCAUAUGAAAGUCUUGUACAUGCUGUUGCAGGAGCAACGGGCAGUGUAACCGCGAUGACUGUAUUUUUCCCUUUGGACACGGCUAGACUCCGCCUUCAAGGCCUUUACUUCUCAUUACCUGGUGCUCCGUCAUUUCUUGACACUGCAGUGGAUGAGAAUAGGAAAGCCAGUUCCACACCAGCAAUCCUCGCAGAGAUCAUCAAGGAAGAGGGGCUUCUGGCUCCCUUCCGAGGCUGGUUCCCAGUCAUCUGCAGCCUGUGCUGCUCCAACUUCGUCUACUUCUAUUGCUUCCAUAGUUUGAAAGCUACCUGGCUAAAGGGGCAGAGGUCGACCACAGGCAGAGACCUAAUCAUCGGCAUCGCUGCAGGUGUAGUGAAUGUCCUGGUGACCACCCCACUCUGGGUGGUCAACACCAGGCUCAAGCUGCAGGGGGCUAAGUUUCGCAACACAGACAUCCAUCCCACUCACUAUACGGGCAUUCUGGAUGCUUUGGUACAGAUCAUGCAGCGUGAGGGGGUCUCAGCCCUCUGGAAUGGUACCUUCCCAUCCCUACUGCUGGUGCUGAACCCGGCGGUCCAGUUCAUGAUUUAUGAGGGUUUGAAGAGACAGCUGCGGAGGGGGGUCCCCAGAGAGUUGUCCUCCUUGGAGGUGUUCCUGAUUGGGGCUGUAGCCAAGGCAAUUGCCACCACUGCCACCUACCCCUUGCAGACGGUGCAGUCUGUGCUGAGGUUCAGUCAGUGCAGGCAGCAAGGGGACAGGUCCUGGCUGCUGGGCAGCCUUAAGAGCGUUGUGUAUCUGCUGAGCAGCAGGAUCAGGAAGCACGGCAUCAUGGGAUUGUUCAAGGGCCUGGAAGCCAAGCUGUUACAGACCAUCCUCACAGCUGCCCUCAUGUUUCUCCUGUACGAGAAAAUUGCCGCCGGCACAUUCCACAUCAUGGGGGUGAAAAGAGCCACAGUCAGUCGCUGACUCCAAAGCCCCGCCCGGAAACGCCAACGCUCCAGGGGACCAGCAUCCAGACCCCGCUCACCUUGGUCUCUCAGCCUGUUUGUCUUCGUGCGCCAGCUCCUCCUUAAAUGCUUAAUCCCUCCAGUUAUGGAGGGAUUAAAAAAUUAUGUGUAAUUUAGUAUAUUCUGCCAAUGUGGGGCUAGUCACUUGAGUCGUAAAUAUUUGUUACUGAUUACUGGAGAAUGCUGUCUAUUUCUCCACCCCCACCCCCCAGCAUUGGUGCUGUGUAAAGAGUGGUGAAUGUAGAUAAUUAGACAAGUUUUCAAAAUGUCUUUUAUUUCGUCUUGACUUCAUAUACAGGGUUUGGGAAGCUGCGACUGUAAUGUUUUUCUGAUGAGUAGCUCUUCAGGUUUGUGUACUUGUACACGUACACAAGUCAGACAAACUCAGCUGUCCUACUUAAAUCUACUUGAAAACAAAUAUUAUAAAGUUACUAAUUUAAACUGGGAAUUCCAUUGGGUGGCUAAAUGAAGUGGUUAACUUUGUGAAUAGUUUGCCAUAGUAUAGUAUAGUAUAAUAUUAGCUGGUCACUGUGGACUGGCAAACCAUCACCAGCAGCUUCUGCACACAUCAAAAGACUUGAGCCUCCUGAAGUAGAGUCUGCUCUGGCAUUUCUUAUACAGCCUUGGACCCCCAUCCCCCCACUGUUCAAGGGGACCCCAGAUACUAGUAGAAUUACGUAACCUCCACUUCUUCCCAUUAGAUAGUGACAGGUCUCAGGAGCACCUUGUCAUGCCGGAAGUCUAUCACCAACUCCUUUGAUGUGCUGAAGUGUGCAUACUUGCAUGUUUCUGCAGAAAUGGGCAUGCGUGGUACACAAGUAUGCAUUGGCAAUUUUUUGUCCUAGCAGCACAAAUGCACAUAAAUCCUCAUUUGCACCCCUUUGACAAGAAAUUGGAUUGGAUUGUUUGCUGGAACCCUAUUUGCUAGGUUUUAAUAAUAAUAAUUGUUAUUAUUAUUCUGCAGUAAAGCAAUAUAGGGAGAGAGACCCUAAGGUGUAAAAGCACAACGUUUUGUGGAGUGGUGCAGAAUUUCGAUCUGGCAAAUUGUUGUGAUGCUAUAGGCCAAUGACUUUCUUGGGUGUGGCCUUUUUGCACUUAAAGCAUUUCUCAUCAAUGAAACGUGUGUUUCUCACACUUAUUUAUAGCUGAUACAAUACUCUGAAGCCACUCCCCAAAUUUUGUAAAAAAAUCACCCAAUAACGGGACACUAUAACUCAAAAUAGCUUAUAACUCGGAAACCAUUGGACAUAAAAAAGAUGAAAUUUUGUAUACCUGAUUUUGGCCAGAACUUCCAACAAAUCACAUAAUAAAAGUUGGUUGGGAUUGCUGCACUAA